Molecule: messenger RNA, 629 nt
Organism: Arabidopsis arenosa
Lineage: Eukaryota; Viridiplantae; Streptophyta; Magnoliopsida; Brassicales; Brassicaceae
Source: the annotation of a GenBank genome assembly
UCAUCAAACAAACAACUUCAAAGCAAAAACAAGAACCAUCUCUUGCUAAGAACUCCAAAAACAGAUCAGCUACAAUGUCAAUCUCAAGAGUUUGUCUCUGCCUAAUCUUUCUCACACUCGUCGCUUCCCCACUUGUGCUCUGCUCUCGCAGCCCGAAACUCGCAGCACCAUCAGCUGCAAUAGGGAAGAAGCUUGGGAAAGGACAUGUUCAUUCUCCCGCAAUGCUUGUUUCUGAGUCACCCAAGGUUGAUUCAUCAUCCUCCAUGACCAAGAUUGAUGAGCCUGCAACAAACUCUGCCAUAGCCGGUUUUUUCAGGUAUAGGUUCCCAUUCCAAGGCUGGCCUUUCCACAAGUAUGCUCCUUUUCCAAUGGGUACGCCUACGAAUCCUUCCUCCCCCGCAAGUGCAACACCGUCUUCUGGAUCUGCUGCUGCUGAGGAAGAGGAAUCCGAGAAGGUGCCUUCUACGCCAAGCAAAGGAAACAGAGAUGGAGGCAACGCGUAAUGAAUGAAGACAAGAAAUGUUUUCUACUAGAACCUUAUUGUGUUUUAAUGACUGUUGAAUCUUUCCUCUAGUUUUACAUAUUGUAACAAUAAAAUGUACCAUGUAUUAUAAAUGCUAUGUGACAUU